AUGACCGUCGACUUGACACAAGUGUUCCAUCAGAUCGAUGCGGAUUAUGACAAUCUGAAAGAGUUGCUCCGUGAGGCAGUGGCCAUCCAAAGUGUUUCCGGGGAUCCGUCGAAACGCGAUGAGACCAUUCGGAUGGUUCAUUGGAUGAAGGAGAAGCUCGAGCAAAUUGGGGUCAGCUGCGAGCUUGCUGACCUGGGAACUCAGCAAUUGGAAGGAAAGACUGUGAAACUGCCUCCAGUGCUGCUCGGAACUUUAGGAACCGACAAAACCAAAAAGACUCUUCUCGUUUACGGACACUUGGGUUAGAAAUUGUUCAGAAAGAUGACAUGUAUUCCCAAUGUUUCCAGAUGUGCAACCGGCCGCCAAAUCCGAUGGAUGGGACACUGAGCCGUUCGAGCUUGUCGAGAAGGACGGAAAACUGUUUGGACGUGGAUCUUCUGACGACAAAGGACCCGUUCUUUGCUGGCUUCACGCUAUCCGCGCUGCCCAGAAGAACAACAUUGACCUGCCUGUGAACAUCAAGUUCUGCUUCGAAGGAAUGGAAGAAUCUGGCUCCGUCGGACUGCCGGAACUUCUGGAACGCGAGAAGGAUCGUUUCCUGGCUGGAGUCGAUUUCGUUUGCAUCUCGGACAGUUACUGGUUGGGCACCAAAAAGCCUUGUCUGACGUACGGACUUCGCGGUAUUUGCUCUUUCUUCGUGGAAGUGACCGGCAUCAAACAGGACCUGCACUCGGGAGUGUUCGGAGGUGUCGUCCACGAGCCGUUGCAAGACCUGAUUCAUGUGAUGUCACAGUUGACAACCGUCGACAAUCGCAUCAGAAUUCCAGGUGAUUGCGCUCAAAAUUAGUCUGAUAGGCAGCGGAAAGAAAUCAUUGACCAACAAGUGCUGAUAAGAAAAUGAAGGAGAUCAAACAAUCAUGAAUUAGGCCCAGAACCUUCUUCUUCUCAAUUUUGCAGCGUGAAAAAGACCGAUGAAACGUUUUUGAUUUGCAGGAAUCUACGACCAGGUGGCUCCACUUUCCGCCGCCGAGGAGAAGACUUACGAUGAAAUUGAAUUCGACGUCACCGAGUUUCGUGAGAGUGUCGGCGCUGUCAAGCUGCCCACCGAGGACAAAAAGACGCUCCUGCUCCGCAGAUGGCGUGAGCCUUCCCUCGCAUUCCACGGAAUCGAAGGAGCGUUCUAUGGUCCUGGAGAGAAGACUGUGAUUCCGUCGAAGGUGAUCGGAAAGUUCUCGAUUCGCAUCGUUCCAGACAUGGACCCCGAUCAGGUGAACCGUCUCACUGUCGAGUAUCUUAAUGAAGUGUGGAAGAAGCACGGCUCCCCGAAUACCUUCAAGCCCCGUCCAGGACACAGUGCGAAACCGUGGGUGGUCGAUGUGAACGACUCGAACUUCUUGGCUGGAGCCCGCGCUAUGAAGAGAGUGCACGGAGUGGAACCGGAUCGAAUUCGCGAAGGAUGCUCCAUUCCAAUCACCCUCACAUUCCAAGAGCUGACCGGAAAGAGUGUGCUCCUUCUGCCGCUCGGAGCCGCCGACGAUAUGGCGCACUCGCAGAACGAAAAGAACAACAAGUGGAACUACGUGGAGGGCGUCAAGACCCUCCUCGCCUACAUCAUCGAACUGGGAACCGCGUAA
Molecule: messenger RNA, 1634 nt
Organism: Caenorhabditis sp. 36 PRJEB53466
Lineage: Eukaryota; Metazoa; Nematoda; Chromadorea; Rhabditida; Rhabditidae
Source: the annotation of a GenBank genome assembly